Molecule: messenger RNA, 1032 nt
Organism: Aureobasidium musti
Lineage: Eukaryota; Fungi; Ascomycota; Dothideomycetes; Dothideales; Saccotheciaceae
Source: the annotation of a GenBank genome assembly
AUGAUACCACGCCACACUGAUUCCAUCACCACGUCCGACCACAAAAACUUGAACCUUGGAACAUCUCGCAUCUGUGUUAGAGUACACUGUUCGGAGACUCCUCUAUCCGGAUCGCUCGCUUCCUGGCAAGACGGCGACUCUAUCAUUCAUGUCCUUCAGCGCGACACGCCUCCGAUCGAGAGCUUGAAGCUCGAACAUCAACUUAUACACGAAGCCGGUUGGGCCAACGCCGUAUGGACCAUCGGGAAAAACGCCGUUUGCAAAGUCCAUCCGUGGAAAGAAGGGAUUGAAUUGGAAGCCGAUGCGAUUGCUUUUAUCAGCAAGGAGUUUCCCAGCAUUCCUGUUCCAGAGAUUAUAUGCACAUGGAUAGACAAGCCUACCAACCGAUCCUUUCUCGUCUUGAAACGUAUCCAUGCUCGCACGAUUGACCAAGCAUGGGCGGAUCUGUCUCACCAGCAACGUCUCAACCUCGCGAGAGAAGUGGCUCAGUACACCGCUCUCGUGGCCACCAAGACUAGCAAUCGAUAUCAGAGCAUCUCCGGCUGCGGCGUUGGGUUCGGUCCCGGUCAUGGAUACCCUAGAGACAGUCCUAUCCAUCACUGGUUUCCUCGCACUAUUGGUCCCAUGCCUGUUGCGGAAUACAGAGCCUACUUGAAGAGUCUCUCAACCAAUCCUCUUCCCGAGUUUGACGAUGAACUCGUUCUCUUGCACGACGACCAAGGCCCCACCAAUGUUCUGGUAUCUGAUGACGGCAAUAGCGUUGCCGCGAUAAUAGACUGGGCGAACGUGGCAUACAGGCCUCGCUUUUGGGCGGUCACGGCUAUCUACUCAGUCGGCGGCUUCAUUAUGGAAGAUGAGAAAAUACCCGAAGCCGAGCGUCCUGACUACGCCAGGAUGUUGGCAGCAGCUCUGCAGGCACAAGGAUUCCCAGAGUGUAAAGAUCAGUACCGUGCUUGGAGAAACGAAGUGGCCGAUUGUGAUACGGAAAAGGACCUCGCAGAGUGGAGCAAGGUGCAGGUCAAUCCCUCCUAG